This is a messenger RNA of Stylonychia lemnae, 4239 nucleotides long. NCBI's taxonomy places the organism in Eukaryota, Ciliophora, Spirotrichea, Sporadotrichida, Oxytrichidae. The record is from the annotation of a GenBank genome assembly.
AUGAAUUCCCUUAUUUUAGAAUCAAUAGAGGCCUUAAAAGAGAAUUUAGUUCCAUCUCAAAAAUAUGUUUGGCAAUCAUUUAUGCUAACUGAUAAACAUUACUAUCAUUAAAGCGAGACUAUAGAAAUAUAUGUGAAUGCUUUCGAUAGAGACACCCUGUUACAGCCAUUUACAAAAGAAUUAAAUCUUGAGCAGGGAGAGUUAGAUAAAUUCAAAUCAUCAAUCUACGUUGAUAUUACUUCAAAGAUGCAAAGUAUCCUUUUGAGAGAAAAUGUCGUCAUUGACUCAAUAAAUGGAGGGAUCACUAAAAUCGACCUAUUUAAUAUCCAAAUAGAUUCAGGCUUUUUCACUCUUAGGGUUUACGGGGAUAAUAUAAUUCCUUAGCAUUAGGUCAUCUACAUUUAUGGUAAAGAUGAAAAAUUAAAUGUAAUUUAACAUUCAGAGAACGAGCAUAAGAAAGAAGAUCCUUCUGAAAGUUAAAUUAAAGAAGAUACUUCAGCAAGUUAAGAUAUUCUGAGUGUUUCUUUUAAUAGGAAAGUCUAUGUAGUAGGUGCUUUUGCCUAAUUAAAAAUAUUGAUAAACUAAAAACAUUUGGACUUUAAUAAAUAUAGUAUUAAAGUUAAUAUCAAAGAUGGAAGUAGAUAAAUAGGAGAUAGAGAAAUCAUUCAAUCCCCGAGAAGAGAGGGAGUAAUAAUCCUGAAUAUAAGUUUACCAAUUAAGAUAUAAGAAGAAUCAAUUUUAGCAAUUGUGAAGUUAUAAUAACGAAAUGAUUCUACAAUCAUUACUUAGAUAGAAACUACUGCAAGAAUAUUCAAACUUAAUUAAGAUCAAUAAUCUGACUUAAAAUUUUCAGAUGUUAUCGUUAAUUAUAAAAAACCUGAUCAAUUGAAGUCACUUAAAGUCUUAUAUACCAAGGAUUCAAAUUAGAAUUAUGAAGCCAAUUUACCAAAUAAGUAUUAUGUAACGAUUUAUGAUGAAAUUUCGGGAGAAUUAUAUGACUUUAAAACAUUGAGAAUUUUUUCCAAUUACUAGCCUAAUGAAAUAAUUACAUUUGUUCAACCAUUUACCAAAGGUAAAGCUAUAUUUGAAUACAGAAAUGGAGAUAAUGACUAUCCUAUUAUUCAAUUUAAAAACGAUGCAACACUUAGGUACAUUACUGAGGCUCUCACUCCUGAAAAAAACCCAUUGAAAACCCUUUUGCAAUUUAAUAAGUGGUUGGGCCUUAAUUACAAUCCAGCCUUAAAUGAUAGAAUUGAAAAAUAAUUUGUGAACAGUAAUCCAAACCUUUAGGAAAAGUUAAAAUCAAUAGAGUAAUCACUAAAUAUUAAAAAUCUAGAUUAUUCCUAGUUCAUCCCAUUAGAUUUGCUUUAUGGAUUAAAACUAUCUUAAACUAGUUUAUCUGGUUGUAAUGAUAUAUCCUAGUAUCAUAAAACAUACCCUCUGAGAAUUGAAUAUGACUAUUAGAUAGAUGAAAUCAAACACCAUAUUAAGAAAAUGAAUUCUCUCUAAAGCGAAGAGUAUUCAAUGAUAAUUAGCUUUACAAUUAUUAACAGAGUCUUAAAAAGUGAAGAAGAAGAUCUAUAAUAUAGCAUUAAGGGAAAUUAGAAAAUGGUUCGUAGAGAAAACUUCAUUUUACAGAUUACCCACAGAUAAUAGAUCAUUUAGCAAACAAUUUUUUCAAUUCGUGCAGGAGAGGAAGUUAAUAGCAGUAUAAAAGCAGCAAAUAUGAAAGGGUUUUAUGGAUCUUUUACAGCUAAUAUCUUCUUGGUAGAUGAAGAAUCACUAUUAGUACUAAAUAAAAUCUAUGAAGAAAUUAAAGCAUCAGGAAUAAAGAGAUUAUACAGUGCAUAAAAUUUACUGAAAUCAUUCUAGAUUCAAACCUCAUCAAAUUUUUAUAAAAAGAGACAAAACCAGAAAAUUUAAGUCAAUAUAUCUCUUUAAAAUAAUGAUAGACCAAUAAUUGAGGGGUAAACUUUCAAAUUUAGAGUAGAUCUACUUAAAUUAGCAGAAGGUUAAGUUGAUCAAGAUUAUUACUUAGUAGCUAUUUUAAGAGAAUAAAGCAAUCAGACUAUUGAAAAUACAAUGUGCUCAUCUCUGAAGUCCUAAAUUGAGAUGUAUCCAGAAUUAGUCACGAUUCAGAACUAUGACUGUCAUAAUUUCGAAUAACAUGAGCAUCAUGUGAAUAUAUCUGAUGAUUAAUAUGAAUUUUUCUCUGCUUUUCAUUCAAGUAGAAUGUCAAUAUUAGACUUACCUAAUCUCUAAUACUUCAAUAAAUCAGGAGAGGACACUUAUGAAAAAGUGAUUCGAUUCCAGAAUUUGUUUGGAAAUACCUUAAACAAAAAAUCAGAUUAUUACUAGAAAAAUCCACCUGUUUUGCAUCAUAAUGUGAGUGAAAUUCCCUAAUUAGGUAAUCAAGAAACAUCUAACAGAGUAAAAAUCAUAAAGGGAAAUAUGAAAGAUCAAAGAUUUGAAGGAGACUUCUAAGUAGACAACUCUCAGAAAUCAUAUGAAUUACUUGUAAAUGUUUACUCAUCUAAAGGGGAUCACACUAUUUCUAGAAUACAUUUUAACACUACAAGUGCAGUUGAUUUAAAAUUAGUUAAAAAUAAUCUGAUUGUUGUAAGUCCCUUCUGGAGAGCAACAAUAGUCAACUUGGAGCUGACUAAUAGGUUUGAAACAGAAAUAACCUAUAAUCUUAUAUAGAUAGAAGACAAUGAAAAGGAUUUAUCUAUAAAGAAUAGACAGCUUUAUGACCAUAAUACUCUUAAAAACUAGGUGCUAGAUUCCUAGAGCAAACAAAUUCUUAAUUUCACGAUACAAAUUCCAGAGUCUUAGGAAUAUUAAUUACAUCUUAAAGAAAUAAAAGUGAAAUUAACUGCAAUUUCUUAAGGAAUGAAAACAAUCAAGAUCCUAAAAUUCAAUAUUGGUGUUGAGGGCUAUUAGUUAGAAUCAAAUCUUGUUAAAUCAGGUAUCAUCAGUUAUGACAGAGCUAAUAUGUCCUAUAAUUUAGGUUAUAAGAUCUAUCAACAUAGCAAUGAAAUAAAUUCAAAUAAUCAAACAUACUAGCUCUAAAUUUUUAGAUCACUUGACGACUUUAUAAUAGAUGAGCCAGUUCAGUUUAUAGAGUAACGAUACUUUGGAUUCAAUUUUAAUCUGAGGAACAUUAUUAUACGAUCUAUAAAAUGCUAAAUAAUUUGGAAGGUCAAUGAGGCUACAUCUUUACUAAACCGAUAGAAGAAACAUGAAAUUGAACUGAGUGAUAACAAACUGGCAAUAGCUGAGUCAUUCAAAGCAAUCCUUGGAGAUCUGAUACUACUUAGAAAGUCUGAUCCAAAUAGUUUUAAAGACCAAGAAAUUGAUUUUAACUAGCUACAUUUAGUCUCCUUCGCUCUUGAUCAAAUGGUCAAAUCUACUAAUACAUUCCAAGCCUUUUACAUUAGAAUGCUCAGCUCUGAAAUUAUCUAAAAGCAAUACUAUCAGAAAGAAUUGCUAUUAAGCAUUGACUACUACGAUAAUCCAGAUUUUGCUUAAAGGUUUAUAAACGAAUUCCUAGUAAAAGCUUGGAUAGCUCUCUAAGAGAAUGUUGAUUAGAAACUAAAGGUAGAUAUCUUAGAUACUCUACUGUACCAUUCAAAUAUUAUAGAAUUUGAAGGAAACGUUUAAAAGGAUAUUAACUAUCAAAUAAUUGCAUUAUUUAUUGUAAUGAUGUUUGAUGGAACUAAAACUCACGGUAUCUAUGCUGGUGCUUUUGAAUCCCUUAUUGUUCAUGUUGAUAGAGAUUUUAUAUUGCUAAGUCAACAUGCUUAAUUUGAUGAUAAAACAGAGUAAAUGAUCUUCUAUUCAUCAUUAAGACUUCUUUAAUAGCUCAAGGUACUUUAAGAAAAGUAGUUUCAGGUGUCUGAAUAAAAAUUAAUUAGAAAGUAUAAAGCACUAAUACAAAAUUUAAGAUUUGUUGAACAGUGCUCAUUUGAAGUAUAACUCUUUUAUUACAUGAGUAUCCUGAGCUUUUAAGAUGCAAAAAAUGCCAAAAAGGAACUCCAUAAUGAUCAAGAUUUGAAUAUUAGAACUAAUAUUUUUCUUGAUAACUAUUAUGUCGACAAUGUAUUGUUUAAUUUGCCAAAGGACGAAGAUAUAGAGACUGUGGAUAUUACUGAGAUUGUAAAAGUGGUAUAUCCUGAGAACACUCGCAUUGAUGACAUUAUCAUCAAGCCAAUCCUAAUAAUCUUGGAAGAAGAAUGA